CCUAGGUCCGCGUAAGUGCUGCCAUUACCCUCCGCAGUGCCCACGACCAGAGAGGGCAUUUUCUCGAACAGAAAGUUUCUGAAACGCUUCAUUGCCAAAGCCUGUUAUACUACACAUUUUCAGGAUCUUAUGAGCCUACGUGCAUUUUAGGUAGGCCCGUGAAUUCCUUGUCGGGGGGGGGUUAUAUGUACUCCACCACAAAACUUUUUCUUCAUUUUAAGUAUUGUGUCUUUUUACUGCCAGUAUAUACGUCUUUAUUUUCCUGUAAAUAUUCUUAUGAUUCCCUAUUUUUUUCGCUCACAUUUCAGCGCUUUCCAUCACUCAACAGAUACAUGGAGUGAUAUGUACUAGUUAUGUCGUAGCCCGGCCAUACAUAACGUUUACUGCCAGUGGAACCUGUACCAAGUUUUACCGUGUACAGUCUCUGCGGACACAAAAACAACUUUAUCCAACUCACUCGGCGUAGCCGCGUAUUGAUGUUAAAGCCCGGAGCUGUACACGUUGCAACAUACCCACGUUUCAAAACAUGACAAGACAGGCCUCUUUUUUUUGUUUCGUACUUUUUUUUUUUCCUUCCCUCUCUACGUCACAUGACUGAAUCGUGUCCUGGCGUCAUCGCCCUUCGCGGAAGUCAGUAGCAUCGGCGAUGGUGGCGGCCUCUUCAGCCUAGCAGCAGGAAGAGGAUGUUUGCUUCCAGCGAAAGAAUAAUAUCACCCGAUCGCGAGUCUUAACAUAACAGAGUAAACCGCCGUACAGCUUUUCCGCUGAGCUUGCUGGGAUUUAGACAGCUCAUUCCUUCACCCGGAGCCGGCUUCUGUGAGCCUGAAGCACGGCGCUGCUGGAUAAGAUGUCCCUGUUCCAGUCGGCACUGGAUUUCCUAGCCGGGCCCGGCUCGUCCGGAGCGGCCAGCCGGGAUCAGAAUGACUUCGUCGGACAGGUCGUUGAGCUGGGUGACAUGAAACUGAGGAUCAGGAGGGUGAUCGCGGAAGGUGGAUUUGCCUUUGUGUAUGAAGCCCAGGACAUGAGCAGUGGUAAAGACUAUGCCCUCAAGAGGCUGUUGUCCAAUGAGGAGGAGAAGAACAAGGAAAUUAUACAGGAAGUCUGCUUCAUGAAAAAGCUGUCAGGUCAUCCCAAUAUGGUCCAGUUCUGCUCUGCUGCUUCCAUCAGCAAGGAGGAGUCAGACACCGGACAGGCCGAGUUCCUGAUCCUCACUGAACUGUGUCAAGGUCAGCUGGUGGACUUUAUAAAGCGGGUGGAGCAGAGGGCUCCGCUGUCAUGUGACACGGUGCUGAAGAUCUUCUACCAGACGUGUCGUGCCGUGCAGCACAUGCACAAACAGAAACCUCCAGUCAUACACAGAGACCUCAAGAUUGAGAACCUCUUGAUUAGUAACCAGGGCACCAUCAAGCUUUGUGACUUUGGCAGCGCCACCACAGUGUCACAUUACCCUGACUACAGCUGGUCAGCACAGAAGAGGUCCAUGGUGGAGGAUGAGAUCACAAGGAACACCACUCCAGCGUACCGAACGCCUGAGAUGAUUGAUCUCUAUUCCAACUUCCCCAUCAAUGAGAAACAGGACAUCUGGGCCCUUGGGUGCAUCCUCUACCUGUUGUGUUUCAAGCAGCACCCAUUUGAGGAGGGGGCCAAGCUGCAAAUCGUCAAUGGGAAAUACUCCAUCCCACAGAAUGAUGUCAAGUACACUGUGUAUCACGACCUCAUUCGUUCCAUGUUGAAGGUGAACCCAGAGGAGCGUCUGUCUAUUACAGAGUUGGUGAACCAGCUCCAGGAGAUAGCAGCGGCACGCAACGUCAACUCCAAGUCUCCUAUUACAGAGCUGCUGGAGCAGAAUGGAGGUUUUGGCAACAAUGGAGCUCAGCCGCCCAUGCAGAUCCACAACAUUCACAACAAUGCAGCAGGCAUGUACGAUCCUGAUCAGUCAGGCAGUGGCAUCUUGGAUAUCUUGAGGGGAGGAACAGAGCGCUUCCUGACCAACAUAAAGGACACUUCCUCUAAGGUCAUCCAGUCAGUGGCCAGCAACCCAAGCUAUGCCAAAGGGGACCUGGAUAUUUCAUACAUCACCUCCAGAAUAGCAGUCAUGUCCUUCCCAGCAGAGGGGGUGGAGUCAGCGAUAAAGAACAACAUUGAGGACGUCCGUCUGUUCCUGGAUUCACGUCAUGCUGGCCACUAUGCUGUCUACAACCUCUGCAAACGAUCAUACAGGCCUUCUCGAUUCCACAACAGGGUUUCAGAGUGUAACUGGCAGGUUCGCCGUGCCCCCAACCUCCGCAGUCUCUACAGUGUGUGUAAGAACAUGCAUCUAUGGCUCAAACAAGACCAGAGGAAUAUAUGUAUAGUACACUGUCUGGAUGGCAGGGCAGCAUCAGCAGUGGCAGUUUGCUCCUUCCUGUGUUUCUGUCGCCUAUUCACCACAGCUGAGGCUGCUGUCUACAUGUUCUCAAUGAAACGCUGCCCACCUGGCAUAGCACCCUCACACAAGAGGUAUAUUGAGUAUAUGUGUGACAUGAUGGCAGAGGAGCCCAUCAUCCCCCACAGCAAGCCCAUAAUAAUUCGCUCCAUCAUCAUGACACCUGUACCGCUGUUCAACAAGCAGCGUAAUGGGUGCAGGCCGUUCUGCGAAGUUUACGUCGGAGACGAGAGGGUCCUCACCACAUCACAGGAGUACGACAAAAUGAAGGAUUUUAAGACAGAGGAUGGGAGAGCGGAGAUUCCCCUCAAUGUGACAGUCCAAGGUGAUGUACUGGUGGUGAUCUAUCAUGCAAGAUCUACACUAGGAGGACGUCUACAGGCUAAGAUGGCAUCCAUGAAAAUGUUUCAGAUCCAGUUCCACACAGGCUUUGUGCCCAGAAAUGCGACCACUGUCAAGUUUGCCAAGUAUGACUUGGAUGCCUGUGACAUUCAGGAGAAGUACCCGGACUUGUUCCAGGUCAACUUGGACAUUGAGGUGGAACCCAGGGACAGACCCAGCACUAAGACCCCUCCAUGGGAGGGCUUCCAAACCAAGGGCCUCAACCCCAAAAUCCUUUUCUCCUCUCGUGACGAACAGCAGGAGAUCCUCAGCAAAUUUGGUAAGCCGGAGCUGCCUCGUCAGCCAGGUUCCUCAGCAUUUUAUGACUCCGAGUCGCCCCAGCCGGUUCAGGCUCCAGAAGUCCCCAAUGCAACAGAACCAGAAUCUCCCGUGAGCACCGAUUCCAAUGCCAACAACUUCUUCCAGACACUGGAUUGGGAAGAUGUGGGUGGCCCUCAGGAUACCUCAGACAGUCAAGGAGGGGGAUCCAUGAAUGACCAGGAGGACUUGAGUGAUCAAUCAGAAGGAGAGUCCUACUCCUAUUCUGCCCCUAGUGUGGAGCCACUGUCACGUGACCCCAGCGAACCACUGUUUGAUGCUGACUUCGAGACCUCCCCUCCUGCAGCCCAGGAACCUCCUAUUGGUGACACAGCCGAUCUCUUGGGGUUGAACUCUGACCCUGAACCUCCUUCCUUGUCCGCAACCACCACCUCUGCUCCUCACCAAGGAGUCCAAGGAGGAAUGAAAGCCGCAUCCAGCAACAGCGACCUCCUCAACGAUCUGUUUGCACCACCUGCUGGUCAGACAGGGGCAGUACAGGAGGACUUGUUCUUCAGUGGGCCAACCAGUGGGGCCACACCAGACUCAAAACCGAUGGGCGACCUGUUUGAUCCGUUCGGGAUGGGGUCUGGCUCUGGUGUUGGCUCCAGCUUGGGUUCAUCCCGGCAGGCCUCCGGACCGGACCUGUUUGGAGACUUGUUGGGUACUGAUAGUUCAGCCACCAGCGGGUUCAGUUCGGCUCACAGUAACCCCCCUCCUGCUUCCAACACCAGCCUCUUCAACCUCAAUAAGCUAGUAAAUGAUGCCCCUAAGAUGACAUCAUCAGCCAGCCAACCAGACCUGCUGGGUGGCUGGGACAACUGGGCGGCUGGCACCACCGCUGGCAUGACCACCUCCACCAGCAAACCCAACUAUACCAACACAGCUUCUGGUGUUUCAUCCAUGUCAAAGGCCAAGUCUCAGACCUUUGAUCCUUUUGCCGACCUAGGAAACCUGGGCUCCACUUUACCAGGUUCCUCCAGCAGUAAUUUUUCCGGGCCUUCUUUUAGCACAAAGGCUCCUUCCUCUUCUGCUUCCUCCUCGGCUAAGCCUCAAGCCCAGCCAUGGCAAUCUGGAAGACCAACCUCGGCCCAGAACAAACCUUGGAUGCUGGCAUCAGGAUCGGGAUCCGCACCCAAAGCAUCCUCAGCGUCUCAGCCUGCGGGCACACAGCCCACAAAACCCAACUACAACCUCAGCUUCUCUAGUGUCAUUGGUGGGAGAGAGGAGAGAGGAGUUCGUGGGCCCGGAUUUGGCCCCAAGCCAAAGGUAAAGGAGGAUGAUUUUGAGGACCUUCUGUCAACUCAGGGUUUUGCCUCUAAGCUUGAUAAGAAGGGACCAAGGACCAUUGCUGAAAUGAGAAGACAAGAGAUCACAAAAGACAUGGAUCCACUUAAACUGCAGAUCUUAGACUGGAUUGAAGGGAAGGAGAGAAACAUCCGAGCACUGCUGUCAACCCUGCACACGGUGCUGUGGGAGGGCGAAACCCGCUGGAAGCCCGUGGGCAUGGCUGACCUGGUGACACCCGACCAUGUGAAGAAGUACUACAGAAAGGCUGUGCUGGUUGUACAUCCAGAUAAGGCAACAGGCCAGCCUUAUGAACAGUACGCUAAAAUGAUCUUUAUGGAAUUGAACGACGCCUGGUCAGAGUUCGAGAACCAGGGAUCCAAAGCACUCUUCUAAAACCCUGGUCUGGAUCCCAGCUAGACCAGACCAGACCAGACUGGACUGGAUUUGGCCUAACCAAACAAGGGUUAGACUGGGCCAGAUUAGACAGGACUGAGCCCACAUUGGGCCUUAGGGGGCAAAUAGCCUCUGAGAGGUGUCCUCUCUACCAUUCCCCUCACUCCUUUCUUCCUACAUUAUGUUCUUCUGUUUCUACAGUCAAGGAAAAAGACCUUUUGCCUCGUGCCUGGCUGUGGUGAAAGUUUCUCACUGGUUCACAAACUGCCAGUUAAAUGUCGUGAUCGUUCUUAAACUCACUGCCUACCUGUACGACUGCCUGAGUGGUGCUGCAAAGGAGGGAGGAAUGGGUGACAAUCACACGAAGAAGACGAGUUGGGAAAGAAAUCGGAUAACACAAGGACUUUUGAAAUUACCAAGAUGAUUAUAAUGGGAGUGGUUUCAGAUAAAAAAGAUUUACUGAUCCUACACUAAUAAAAAACUGGUAAGUUUUUGCUGCGGCUGGUAGGUUGUUUUUUUUCAUAUGUGCCUGGCACUUUUGCAAACAACCAGUCAUUUAGCUGACUGGUUUAAAAAAAAAAAAAAAAAAA
Molecule: messenger RNA, 5397 nt
Organism: Xiphias gladius (swordfish)
Lineage: Eukaryota; Metazoa; Chordata; Actinopteri; Istiophoriformes; Xiphiidae
Gene: gak
Product: cyclin G associated kinase
Exons: 30
Coding region: 848-4807 (1319 amino acids)
Biological process (GO): protein phosphorylation; positive regulation of Notch signaling pathway; regulation of clathrin-dependent endocytosis
Cellular component (GO): cytoplasm
Molecular function (GO): ATP binding; protein serine/threonine kinase activity; AP-2 adaptor complex binding
Source: RefSeq, a predicted model, not a curated record